GUAGACCGGUCUCUCACUCUCUCUACGAGUCGUCGUCGACCCCAGACGGCGCGAUCUUUCCGCCUUUGCAGUUCGAACCUUCAGCGAAGCAACGAUUUCGAGCGGCCGGACAAGAAUACCCCCACCACAGCCAUCCCCCGCCGGCGGAACGAACUCCAAUAAUUAAUUAGAUUUCCUCUUCUCGCUCAUUAUUUCCUUCUUUUUUUUUGAAAAAAAAAAGCAUACACCUCCUCUUCCGCACGGAACCGUAACAAGGGAGGAGGAGGAGGAGGAGGAGGAGGAGAGGAGGAGGAUGGGGUCGCCGAAGGGCGCGGUGCUCCCCGUCUCGGAUCCUCCGCGCGGCUCCGGCGGCGGCUCCGGCGGCGGCGACGACGCGCUCCUCUUCAAGGGAUCCGCCAUGACCCGGCGCGGCGCCUACGCCGCCCUCUCCUACAUGUCCUGCGCCGUUCUACUAGUGAUGUUCAACAAAGCUGCUUUGUCUUCGUAUAGUUUUCCAUGUGCUAAUGUUAUAACGCUCCUUCAGAUUAUCUGCUCGACCUGCAUUCUUUAUGCAAUGAGACGCUGGAAGAUAAUUUCUUUUACUGUUGCUGAACCUCGGACUGCAUCUGAUUCAGUAAACCUUGUGCCUCUUAGGACAUUGAUACAUACACUUCCCCUUUCUUUGGCGUACUUGCUUUACAUGAUAACGUCAAUGGAAUCCGUACGUGGAGUAAAUGUUCCCAUGUACACCACGCUAAGGCGUACUACAGUGCUAUUUACGUUGAUUGUGGAGUAUUUGUUGACGAAGCAAAAGUAUACAUCCCCUGUUCUUGGCAGUGUGGCUUUGAUAGUGUUUGGAGCUUUCGUUGCUGGCGCUCGAGACUUGUCAUUUGAUGCCUACGGCUAUGCCAUUGUCUUUCUGGCCAACAUUACAACUGCAAUGUAUCUUGCAACUAUAAACCGUAUUGGGAAAUCCAGCGGCCUCAAUAGCUUUGGUCUCAUGUGGUGUAAUGGAUUGGUUUGUGGACCAAUAUUAUUAAUCUGGACAUAUAUUCGGGGUGAUCUGGAGUUGACAAUGAAUUUUCCACAUCUAUACUCCCCAGGAUUUCAGGUUGUGAUGCUUCUUUCCUGCAUAUUGGCAUUUUUCUUGAAUUACAGCAUCUUUUUGAACACCACCCUGAAUUCCGCACUCACACAAACAAUGUGUGGUAAUCUGAAGGAUGUUUUUACUAUCGGGAUUGGCUGGGUAAUAUUUGGUGGUCUUCCUUUUGAUCUGCUGAACAUUAUCGGCCAAUGCCUUGGUUUUAUUGGCUCUGGUUUGUAUGCCUAUUGCAAACUCAAAGGGAAGUAACCAUGGUUGGUGGAUAACUAUUUAUUAUGCAUGGAAUUCUCCUAUUGGAGUUCCGACGCGGCCUUCAUGGCCAUCUGAUUGCUCCAGCCAUCAAUUUUUUUUUUCAAUUUGUUUUUAACUCUUUUUUGGUUGUAUUUAUAUAUCAUUUGGCCUUUGAUGUGCCAAUUGAUGGAUCGAUAGAAAGCGUAAUCCUUUGUUGGUUCAUUUUGCACUUACGUCGAUUUUGUAGAUUUCUUCUUCUUCUUUUUUUUUUUUUUUUUUUUUUUGUGAAUAAGCCUUUAUUCCUGUUCUUGAGAGCUAGUGUUCUUUCAAUGCUUGAAUAUUUAUGGAGCAAAUUUACUAUGGAGUUUAAUUAUUUUGAAUUAUGCUUGCA
Messenger RNA from Ananas comosus (pineapple), 1703 nucleotides. RefSeq names its product putative UDP-sugar transporter DDB_G0278631. Lineage: Eukaryota; Viridiplantae; Streptophyta; Magnoliopsida; Poales; Bromeliaceae. The transcript has 10 exons. Gene Ontology annotation, molecular function: antiporter activity; GDP-fucose transmembrane transporter activity. The record is from RefSeq and is a predicted model, not a curated record. Gene Ontology annotation, cellular component: Golgi apparatus. The coding region runs from base 293 to 1330 and encodes 345 amino acids.